Naegleria gruberi is the source of this 2445-nucleotide messenger RNA. RefSeq lists its product as uncharacterized. The record is from RefSeq and is a predicted model, not a curated record. The transcript has a single exon. The coding region runs from base 1 to 2445 and encodes 814 amino acids. NCBI's taxonomy places the organism in Eukaryota, Heterolobosea, Eutetramitea, Acrasida, Naegleriidae.
AUGUGGAGGAAGGGUUUUCUUCUUCGGAAUGGAGCACUUCUUGGAAAGGGAUGUUCAGCACAAUUUUUGUGUGGUGCUAAUGGUAAUAGUAAUAAUAAUAACGGAGGAAUGUAUUUUGGAUCAAUAGUGGUUAGGAGAGCACAUUCACCAAUAUUUAAAUUGAAUCAAUUGAAAGAAAAUGGAGAGGUGGAUAAUAGUGAAAAGAUUGAAGAAUUAAGUUCGGAAAAGUUACCUGAUUUUGAUUCAUUGCCAAAACCUGUGCAGGAAUAUCUGAUGAAAAUUUCUGAAAAUCCAGAACAACAAAGGGUAUCUUUUGCCAUGAGAGCAAUGCAUUCAAUUUUGAAACAAUAUGAAAAUAAUUUAUCAGUACUGACACCCUCAUUCUACAAUAUUAUUGCCUUCAAUGUAGCAAGGAAACACAAGCACUUGAAAUCAACAAUCAAGUUGAUUGAGUUGUUUGAAGAUUUGGGAGUAAUGUCACCAUUACUUCACCGUUAUGCAAUAAUAUGCAUGACUGAUAGUUCGAAUAUUGGACAAACACCUCUCGGAGAAGUUUGGAAGUUUUUAUUCAAGUACGAUUUCACUCCUCAUCCAGAGUCAUUCAGAAAGUUCUUAAUAGCCCUCAUUGAUCAUGGAAUGGAGGAUAGUUCAUUUGACAAAAUUAUUUUCGAAAUGGAUCCAGAAGCUUCACAAAAAUAUGGAAACAAGUUGCCAGUCCAUGUAAAAAUUAGAUUCGUGCUAAUUCACAUGGUAAAAUAUGAUAUAUCACUAACUUGGAAGCACUAUAGACCUCUAGUUUUAGCACUUAUUCGAGAAAAUCAAAAGGAUUUAAUCACUACAUUUUUUGAAACUCUCUAUUCCAAUAAUAGGGUUUAUGAAAAUAGUGAAUAUUCACCAUUUGAAGCUAUUUCAGCAAGUUCUGUGCCUGGUUUUUCUCAUUUAAAUAUUGAGAAAGAUGGUAAACCUUAUCAUCAACCACUGUGGCCUUUGAGAAAAACAGGUAAAAUUCAACUCAUUUCACUUUUUGUCAAGGAAUGCUCGGCAAGUAAGCUUUCAGAUGUUGCGCAAUAUAUUUUUAAAAAAACAACCAAGUACGUGAGUGUAGAUACCAAGAGUAUUAAUGCCAUUUUGAAUACAAUGAUUGAAUCAAAUGAUAUUCAUGUAUUUGACCUCUAUAAUGAGUUUAAGAGAGCCUAUUCUCCUCUUAUUAAUAUUGCAACCAUUACAAUCAUGCUCAAAGGAUAUACAAAGUUUAUAGGACUCACCACCGAUAGUUCUCUUCAAGUUUUACUUUACAAACAAGGAUCAGAAUUACAACAACAAGUACAAGACCUAAAAAUUCAUACAGACAAGUCCUACUUUAAGAAUGUCAUGUGGUUUUACCAUGCUUGUAAUUCAUUUAUUGAUGUUGAUAUGAAUAACGUUGAAAAUUUGUUACGAUUUAUGAGAAAAUGUGGAAUUAGAGCUGAUGAUGAUUUUACAGUGUAUAUAAUGAUGGCACUUUCAAAUAGCCCCGAUGGUAUCAGCUUUUUCAAAAAGUAUGCAUCAAAGGCAAAUCCUAUCGAUGUAAAUAUCUUGAAUUGGGCCCUUAAAACGAGUCUCAACACUGAAUGUUUUGAAGAUAGUGUAGACAUUCUUUCAUAUCUUGGAUCAGAACGAGAUUCAUACGUAGUGUGUUAUAAUGAAGAAACUUUCAAGAUUUGCUUUAAUAUUUGGAAAAAGCUCAUCUUGGUGGGUAAACCAGACGAGUUUCCAAUCCACAAAGUUUUACAAGAUAUGGAAAAAUGCUUCGCCAACAACACCCUUGAACCAACAGAGGACCUUCUCUCUUUUCUUGGGUCUGUUUUACUUAAAUUUUACGAGAGUAAGAAUAUUGUUGGCGAAGAUCUUUUGAAGAAUACCAUGACAGUCAUUACAAAGUAUUAUCCAAGUGAACUCAUAGUAACCAAACCAAAAUUGGUAUCUUUAGCAUUGAGUUCAGUUAUUGGAAAGGGUUCUGUUGAUAUUAACCUUUUGGAGAAGACUGUGACAAUGUUGGAGACCUAUGACGAAAAUUUCUUUGAUACCAUUCACUAUACACAAUUAUUGAGGAUUAUCAACAAGAGCAAUACACCAAACAGAUGGAAACUAAUGAGAAUAAUUUUACAAAAAAUGACAAACACUAAAAAACACCCAAAUCUGGUGACACUUCAAACAAUAGUAGAGAUAAUUCUGAAAGAAAUGCCACACAUGUACACACUACUUUUGCAAAUAUUGUCAAUAAUGAAAAAUAGAUUAAUCUUUGACUCUGAGGCCACUGAAGUACAUGUGAGAAGUAAGCAACAAUUGAGCUUGUGGUUGGAAGAAGUUACCGACUUGAUAUCUAAAGUGCGAGAUCAAGAGACAGCUUUAGCUGAAAAGCAGAUGGAAGCAAAAUCUAAUAGUUCAGAAGAUUUACAAACCUAG